CGUGACAAAGCUUGUAUGGUUGGAUUUUGGAACUUAUGAUUACCUGAGUUUCUUGAGCUGAUUGCGAGUUUAUAAAACUGGUCACAAAAAUGGAGGGGUUUAGGGUUUCGCCCGCCGACCUUCGUAGGGAGUUCCUUGCGCGAUGGCUCUCUCAUCCUCAGCUCGUCUUCUCCGCCGCGCCCUCAGAUCUUCCCCUUCGUUGUUUCCCGUUCAAUCUCAGGCUACCACCUUGUCCACCUCUCCGACACGCUUCAGCUCCUCCACUUUGUUUGGCGACGAUGAUGCUGCCACUAAAAAUCCCCCUCCUCCCCUCACCACACCCAAGCUCUUCGUGAGUGGGCUUUCAAGAUUAACCACUGAUGGAAAGCUGCACGACGUAUUUGCUCAAUUCGGUCAGCUUGUUGAAGCUAAAGUUAUAACUGAUAGAGUCUCUGGGAGGUCGAAAGGGUUUGGCUUUGUUACAUAUGCAACCAUUGAAGAAGCCGAGAAAGCUCGAGAAGGUAUGAAUGCCAAAUUCUUGGAUGGAUGGGUUAUAUUUGUCGAUCCGGCGAAGCCUAGAGAGCGAAAACCACCAGCUCAACCAGAGCCAGUCUCUUCUGAAACUGGUUUCAAAGUUAAUAAGACGAUUGGAUGGUGUGGAUAAUUGCUAUCAAUGAUUCACUAUUUUACUAUGAAAUGAAAUGAGAUUGUGUGCUAUGAUUGACAUGUUUAAUUUCAUCCAUUGAAAUUGAAAUGCUGAAUAUUAACAAGCUUUUGUUAUACAUUUUUCUAUUUAAGUCUGUUAUUCUGGUUAA
Molecule: messenger RNA, 794 nt
Organism: Dioscorea cayenensis subsp. rotundata (Guinea yam)
Lineage: Eukaryota; Viridiplantae; Streptophyta; Magnoliopsida; Dioscoreales; Dioscoreaceae
Product: organelle RRM domain-containing protein 2, mitochondrial
Molecular function (GO): RNA binding
Source: RefSeq, a predicted model, not a curated record